AUGACCAAUAGAUACGUGGACAAAUGGUCAAAAGCACUGACUUACAAACUUCAGACCAAGAAAGUAAAAUGUGCUGCUGGCCAGAUGUGGACUUCACAUGUUUCUAAGAUCAGACUCCUAAAAAAGGCUUAUGUAUAUCCAAGUAUGGCUUCCUAUGAUUUUGCUCAAGAUGACCUUAGCACUGAUGAGGAAAUGAAUCUUAGAGUAAUGCUCUAAGAUAUUAAAAAUUUCCAGAUUGAACUCCUCAAACAAAUGGGUGACAUUGUCAUAUCAGUAACAAAAAUUCAAGGAAAAAAUGACCUUCACCAGAAACAGAUGAUGACACUGUCAACCAGAGUGAAUUUCAUCAAAAGCAAACAAUGUACAAUGACUAGUAAUAUCAUCUCUGUUAAAGAAGACAUUGAUGUCUUGAAGAAGAAGAUGAUGGAACUGGAAAACCAGAAUUAUUCUUAAAUACAUUGUUUAGAUGUUCUAAAGAAAGGAGAAAGGGGUAAAGAGGUCAUAGAAUGGCUUCAGAAGCUCACUCAGUCAGAAGCUCUGAAGAAGACAUCACUCUCUUCAGAACCUACAAUCUCCUUACCACCACCUUCUCUGGUGCCCACUCAUACAGGGUCCACAGGCCAUGUUAAAGAAAAAACAAUUUCUCCCAAAAUUAAAACUCUGAUUAAAUAUAAUAAUUCAAAUUAAUACAGAAGCUUGAGAACAGUGAAGCUAGAUAUUUAUAUUUACCCAGACAUUAGUACCUGGAUCAAGCUAACUGUCCAUGGAGGAAAAUGGACAAUUUUCCUUAGUGCUACCAAAUUGUAGUAGUUCAUCCAGUGGCUUCUGUCUCAGCCAACUCUCCUUCCUAAAGAACCAAAACUUGUUACCCAGAGAACUUUGUUUGCUGGGCCCAUUGCGAGCAUGACCAUAAUCUGCAUCUCUUUUUUCAACUAUGCUUUACUAUCUUUUUAG
Elephantulus edwardii (Cape elephant shrew) is the source of this 954-nucleotide messenger RNA. RefSeq names its product coiled-coil domain containing 54 (gene CCDC54). Lineage: Eukaryota; Metazoa; Chordata; Mammalia; Macroscelidea; Macroscelididae. The record is from RefSeq and is a predicted model, not a curated record.